CUGAGCAGCUCCACACACUGAGCCUCUCACAGGGACUAUGGCUGAAACUGCUCCCGCCGCCGUCCAGCCUCCUGCAGCCGCCACCGCUUCGCCCAAAGCCGCCAAGAAGAAGCGCGUUGCCCCGAAGCAGAAACCCGGCUUCAACCUGAUGGAGGAGAUCAAGCAGAUGGUGGCGAGCGCUGAGCAUCGCAGGGGCUUGUCCGUGGUCGCCAUCAAGAAGACUCUGGACGCCAAAGGCUACAAGCCGGAAACUCACAAACACCAGGUCAGGGCUUCUCUGAAGAGACUGGCAGACAGAGGUAUCCUGAUCCAGACCACGGGCAUCGGCGCCACCGGCUCCUUCAAACUCAACAAGGACAACGCGGCAAAGAAGCCGACCCCGCGGGGGAAGAAGGCAGCGGCCGCCAAGAAAGCUUCUCCACGGAAGAAACUUGCAACAAAAAAGCCAAGUUCACCCAAGAAACCAUCUGUGCCCAAGAGAGUCCACAAAGCCAAGUCUCCCGCUGUCAAGAAGACCCCGAAAGCUGCCGUGAGUAAGAAGCCCAAAUCGGCCAAAAAACCUGUAAAGAAAGCGGUGGUAAAGAAAGCUGUAAAGAAGCCCGCAGCCUCAAAGAGACCAAGCGGCAAAACCGCCAAACGUUUCCCCAAAGCGCCGGCGGCUAAGAAAACACCAGCCAAAAAGAAGUAACUUCUCCCCUCUGCUGAUAUUAACCCCCAAAGGCUCUUCUCAGAGCCACCCAUUCCCUCCCAAACGAGCUGCACCUAACGAAUGAUUCUGGGGUGAGCAGAGUGUCUGUCACAGGAGAGCAGAAACAUAGACAUAAACAGCAGGUACUGGGACCUUUGGCGUGUGUCCAUGGCAGCAUCUUGGCACCUGAGUCGGUAUGAAUCCGAGUUAGUCCAGUGGUUAGUAUCUCCGCCUGUCACGCGGGAGACCGGGGUUCAAAUCGCCGACAGGGAGGUCGCUUUAGUCUCUGUUAGUUACCAAACAAGCAUUCGUAAAAGACAACAAUGAUAUCUGUGCCCAGUAACCAACGCUGCUUCUGAACGGUUUGGAACACACUGAGACCAAGUGUGUCAAGAGCAAAUAUCCCCACAAAACAUCAACUAAACAUCUUUUGCUUUUCACCUCAAAAUAUUAUUUGCCCGCUAUGUGUACAUCAAAUUUACCUGAAACGGUACAGACAGUUAUACAGAGACCAGGCCAGUUUACCGAGACCAGACCUGUUAUACAGAGACAAGACAGACAUUCUGAACUGUAUUUGAAUUGGAUUUCUCUUUACUGGGACUAUUCUGCUUAAUUAUGAGCCCAGUAACCAUUGUUGCAUUAAAUAUAUAUUGGCAUUAGCAUUUAUUAGUAAAUAAAUGCAACAAGUUUCCACUAUUGUGCUUUAUCCUCACAGGCCUUUGUGUUGCUUUGAGUAAUACAGCAUUAACUUGAGAGUUAACUCUAUAUAACUCAAAGCAACACAACCUGCUGUCCUGCUGUCCUCCACAGCCCUGCUGUCUUGUGGGGUUUGGAAGAUCUUACCAUCAGAUAAGGAAGCCAGUCUCCGGGCUGCAAUACCGAGGCUGACCACAGGGGAAGCAGAUAUUUCUGUCUCUCAGGGUGAAAGCUCAGGUGUAAACCUGCAAGAGAGGAAACUGGCAGAUAAUAUUUGUGCAAAUUAAUUUAACUGACGUGAAGUCUGAGAAAAUAAAACCUUCAUUCCAGGUGAAUUAAUACAUGUCGAUAAACUUUGAAGUUAUGAUGAACUGUAGUCCUGUAGCUCAGUGGUUAUUGCCCUCGCCUUGCCCCUGGCUUCAAAUCCAGGCAGGGAGACACCUUGGGCAAGUUUCCUCACUCCACACACCUAAUAAUAAUCCCUCC
Callorhinchus milii (elephant shark) is the source of this 1870-nucleotide messenger RNA. RefSeq names its product histone H1-like. The transcript has a single exon. The record is from RefSeq and is a predicted model, not a curated record. NCBI's taxonomy places the organism in Eukaryota, Metazoa, Chordata, Chondrichthyes, Chimaeriformes, Callorhinchidae. The coding region runs from base 38 to 688 and encodes 216 amino acids. Gene Ontology annotation, cellular component: nucleosome. Gene Ontology annotation, molecular function: DNA binding; structural constituent of chromatin. Gene Ontology annotation, biological process: nucleosome assembly.